This is a messenger RNA of Morus notabilis, 1941 nucleotides long. RefSeq lists its product as uncharacterized. The transcript is spliced from 3 exons. The record is from RefSeq and is a predicted model, not a curated record. Bases 91 to 1671 code for a protein of 526 amino acids. Lineage: Eukaryota; Viridiplantae; Streptophyta; Magnoliopsida; Rosales; Moraceae.
GUACCACCAUAUCCUCUGUUUGGCAUCCUAGAAAACGGGAGAAAAUAUAGGCACAACUCUCCGGCGAGGAAAUAUUCGCUUCAUUUUGCUAUGAAGUCGUCCGAUUUCAUGGACAAGCGGAUCUCGGAGCUUUCCCGGUCCCACUCCGACGACUUCUCCGACCUCUCGUACUCCCGUGGCCGCGAACCGGAGGAAGACGACGAUCUCUCUUAUGGAUUAACCAAGGACGAUCUCAGCUCCACCUUCCAUUUCCGUCCCGUACGACCUGUCGUUUCCCCCGAUUCGUACGAUUCCCCUUUCCAGAAUCGCGCUUCUAUGGACUACAUUGAUCCACCAAAAUCUGAUUCCAAGAAUGUUGGGGCUUCCAGUGAUAGAGGAUUAAUAUCUAUGAUUGAUCGCAAAAUGGAGGAGCAUUCUAAGAAUCUACUACACGUUAUGGAGGGGCUUAAUGUGAGAAUGUGUCAACUGGAGAGUAGAACACGGAAAAUUGAAGAUUCUGUCGACGAAUUGAAGGAUUCAUCCGAGUUUAAUCAUGGAUGGACUGAAGGAAAGUUGACGCAGCUGGAGAAUAUUCUCACUGAGAUUCAAAGUGGUAUUCAAGACUUGAGAGAUAAACGAGAGAUAUCAGAAGUGCAGCUGCAGCUAACCAAGCUUGAAAUCUUAAAAAAUCAGGAGCAAUCACAAGACCAAAAGACCAAAACUAACACCAGUUCUGGUCAAGGAGUGUUAUCAUCUGUCCAACAGCAAACCGACCAAUCACAACCAAGUUCUGUAAUUUCUCCACAGAAAUUUCCUCCUGAUCCUAACGUUUCUCCAAUCACUUCGUAUCAGAGUCAGCCACCAAUACCAAUAGCAGGGCAGUUUCCAGCCCAAGUAUCUCAGAAUCAAAUCCCUUCUCUUCCACAGGCAGAGCCGAACUACUUACUACCUAUGUUCAGUUUGGAAUCCACUCAUCAACAAUACCAUAUGCUUCAUAUUCAGCAGCAGCAGCCAACAUCUUCAGCACCAUAUCAACCUUAUCAAACAGUUCCACAACUUCCGAUCUCACAGUUACUGCCCCUGCCUCCACCUGUUGAUGCACAAGCUCGUUAUUUGCCGGCUCACAACUUUGAAGAAGCUUCUUACAUAUCACCUCAAGGCUACAACACAAGCAUCCAAAGAACCUCUAAUGCACACGGCUUGGCCCCUCCCAACCAACAAACUUAUUUUGGCUCUAACCAAAGGGUAUAUGAUCAACCUUCAAGAAGUUCAGAGUUUCGCACCGAGCAUGUGCAACCGAGUAGACAUUCUAGUUUUCGUGAUGGCUAUUCUCAUUCUGGACUUCCUUCCCAAUACAGCAGUUCAAAAAUGAAAUCCUCGGAAGUUCCACCAUUUUCUCCUGUCCUAGCUAGUGAAAACAGAUUCACACAACUGCCAACUGCCCAAGUACUCCCACGUGCGCUGCCAAUGGCCUCUGAUGUGGAUAGUGGAUCAUGCUCAAAUGGGACCGGAAAUAGAAUACCCGUUGAUGAUGUUAUUGACAAUAUUGUAGCAAUGGGAUUCCGGAGAGACAUUGUGAGAGCAACAGUGAAGAAAAUGACUGAGAAUGGGCAGUCGGUGGACCUUAAUGUCGUUCUGGAUAAGCUGAUGAAAGGUGAAGUCCAGCAAGAGAGUCAUAGGUUUGGCCGGUGAUUUUAUGAGUACCUAUAAUCCUUUGAACGUAUAUAGAUACUUUUACAUGCUUGUACAUAGUAUUGAUCAAUAUCAGUAUGCUUCUUUUACUCCAUAUUUAUCUGUUGUUGCAAAUUGGAAACAAUGCAUUUACAUACAAGGUAUUGUAUACGAGUGUAAAUUGUCACUGAUGUAAAAAAUGCUACUCUUUACUGCUUUUGUUUGUACUCAUUGUUUGCUCUGGUUUCCUCUUCAGCGAAUCUGAUAUCAAUGUCAUGUUUGAUUAGUCAA